UGGGGGAUGUUGCGAGAGAUUUGUGUGUUCUUCCUGUAGCAGCUCUAAGAGGGAGAGGGAGAGGGAGAGGGAGAGGGAGAGGGGGGAUGGAUUUCGAUUUCUCGUCCUUUCUAGGGGGUCCUAGCCCCGACUUCAAUCCGUUCCAGGAGGAGGUGGGCGGAGGGGGGGCCAUCCAGAGCACGUUUGCGGACACGGCGCUGCAGGACAAGCUCACCUUGCUCGUCGACAACUCGUCCCUCUGCUGCUGGACGUAUGCAAUCUUCUGGCAGCUCUCCAGCGCCGACGGCCAGAUGAUUCUGGGCUGGGGCGACGGCUACUUCUCCACCAACGAGAACAGUACCCAGCGGAACGAGGCCAAGCAGUUCGAUGCCGACCAAAUUCUCAGGCGCAAGGUCCUCCGCGAGCUCCACGACCUGUGCCAUCCCGAGGAGGACCUCCGAGAGGUGGAGCAUGUCACCGACCAGGAGUGGUUCUAUCUCCUCUCCAUGUCGUGGAAUUUCCCCUGCGGUGAAGGCAUUCCAGGGCGGGCGUUCCAGUUUGGGCAGCACAUAUGGAUUUGCGACACUGUCAAGCCCAUUAACUUCCAGUGUGCGCGACUGGAGCUUGCCAAGAGCGCAGGAAUUCAGACAAUCGUCUGUGUUCCCACCCGAAACGGAGUUGUGGAGCUGGGAUCCACCGAAAUCGUUAACGAGUGCUCGCGGACACUCCAAGACAUAAGGAGAUACUUUGAGGAGGAGCAGCAGCCAGGUACAUUCCAGGUGGCGGAUGUGCAGCAGCAGCCGCAGCAGCAGCCGCAGCAGCAACCGCAGCAACAGCAUCAUCAUCACCAGGCUUCAGCAUACGAGAGCAUUCUCCUCUCUGGCCCCUUGUCCAGCUCCAGCAGCAUCACCGUCAACUCGGGCAUGGAGCGUGGCGCACACCUCAACCCGUCGCUCAAGGCGUCCUACCCGGACAAGCUUAGCUCCUCGGCCCUGGGCAGCAGCACCGGGAUGGAGUACUUCUACUCGUCCGACCCUUACGACAUGCCAAGCCUGGACAGCGACAAGGAGAGCGUGCCCGUCAUCCUGCCCCCGUACUCAUCCAAGUCGUACGACGACAAGCACUUUUUCCAGCUCGGGGCACCACCCAGCAACAAAGGUGGUGGGAGCAUCAGGCCCGGCCACAGCAACAAGUUCCAGGCCUUUGUAGCGGAGAGUAGUGAGAUUGUCACGUCCAUGGACUCCAAGAGCCGCAGGGUGGCCGAGCAGCAGCAGCAGCAGCAAAAGCAAGCGGCAAGCAUGACGUACUUGAGGGAGGCAGCCAGCAAGAGCUCGGGUCCCAAGCCAGGGGGCAUGAAGCAGCAGCAGCAGCAGCAAUCGGAGACGACGGUGGCAGCUCUGAUGAAUCCACCGCGCUCCAGCAUCGAGACGGAGCAGGAGCUGGACUCGGAAGCGGAGGUGUCGUUUAGAGAAGCGGCAGACUGCAGCCUCAACGUGGUGCAAAAGCCUCCAAGGAAGCGUGGCCGGAAGCCUGCAAACGACCGCGAGGAGCCCUUGAAUCACGUCCAGGCGGAGCGGCAACGGCGGGAGAAGCUCAACCAGCGCUUCUACGCGCUGCGCUCGGUGGUUCCAAACGUUUCCAAGAUGGACAAAGCAUCGCUGCUGGAAGACGCCAUCAAGUACAUCAAGGAGCUGCGGGACAAGGUCCAGAACUUGGAAACACAGAUGAAGGAGAUGCAGCUCCACGCGUCGUCGGCGUCGUCUCGUCAUGCUACUCAUGCUGCCGCUGCUGCUACUGCUGCUGCUGCUGCUGCUGCUGCUACCAACACCAACGAUGCGACGAGGCUCCUGGGAAAGCAAAGUAGCCUGGCCACCUCUCUCAGUGCCAGUGCCAGUGCCAGCGCCGGCGGCGAUGUGCUGGACACGCAGUCGGAGGUGCGGUCGCGCUACAAGGAGCGGGAGCAGCAGCCGGAUGUCUACGUGCACCUUGUGGGAUCGGAGGCACUGGUGCGCGUCAAGUGCCCCAAGGACAGCUACCCCGUCGCCAACCUCCUCGUCACGCUGCAAGACGAGCUCCAGCUCCAGGUGGAGCACGCCAGCAUCUCCAGCCUCGACCGCCACCACCUCCUCCACACCGUCAUUGUCAAGAUGCGGGAACACGUGUCGCUGACCAAGGAGCAGCUGCACUCGACGGUGAGUCGGGCGUUUCAUCUGGCCAAGAAAGAUGGCGCUCCUGCGCCUGCUGCUGAUCGGCCAAGCGACUGACUGACCGACUCGACGCGAGUGAUUGUCUGUGUUUGAGCGGCAGCAGCACCUCCCCAACCCCACGCAUGUAAUUCUACACCGCCCGGCGCUCCACUCGGAUGGCGCCCCUUUAAAAUGGCUAACAAAUCCAAAACAAAACCGAGUUAUUUCC
This is a messenger RNA of Selaginella moellendorffii, 2394 nucleotides long. Its product is annotated as transcription factor MYC3. The record is from RefSeq and is a predicted model, not a curated record. Gene Ontology annotation, biological process: regulation of DNA-templated transcription. NCBI's taxonomy places the organism in Eukaryota, Viridiplantae, Streptophyta, Lycopodiopsida, Selaginellales, Selaginellaceae. The transcript has 8 exons. Bases 87 to 2243 code for a protein of 718 amino acids. Gene Ontology annotation, molecular function: DNA-binding transcription factor activity; protein dimerization activity.